Loa loa (African eye worm) is the source of this 289-nucleotide messenger RNA. RefSeq lists its product as hypothetical. The annotation marks the transcript as partial. The record is from RefSeq and is a predicted model, not a curated record. The transcript has 2 exons. NCBI's taxonomy places the organism in Eukaryota, Metazoa, Nematoda, Chromadorea, Rhabditida, Onchocercidae.
GGUAGUUGUAGCAGUCUUAUGUCCGGAAUUGUUUCCAGCUGGAUUCCAUAUCAUUCGGGAAACGCAUCAUAUGAUAGAUAUUGCAUACGACUGGUCAUUGCAGGAAAUGCUUAAUGAAUAUGGAAAUGAUUUGAAUAUGAAAGCUAUUCUUCAACCAAAGCGUUUACAAAUGAAGUGUUUACAAAUGAAAUUACUAUCGAAUGAUACAACAGGGACUCUUAACGCUUUUCAUGAAGCUAUUUUUGCGAAAUGGCCGAAGUUUCCCCAUGGAAUUGGUUGGGCAUCAUAA